This is a messenger RNA of Bufo gargarizans (Asiatic toad), 865 nucleotides long. RefSeq names its product collectrin, amino acid transport regulator (gene CLTRN). The record is from RefSeq and is a predicted model, not a curated record. NCBI's taxonomy places the organism in Eukaryota, Metazoa, Chordata, Amphibia, Anura, Bufonidae. Bases 27 to 698 code for a protein of 223 amino acids. The transcript has 6 exons.
UCCUGAGGGAUUUUCGUGCUGCGAGGAUGCUGGGAAAAACUCUAUUUCUGAUUCUCCCUUUGUUCAGCAUUGCUCUAUCAGAACUCUGCAGACCAGAUGCUCCUGGAGCCUUCAAAGUUCGCUUCAAUAUCAAAAAAGCUCUAGGGGAUAAAGCAUAUGCAUGGAAUACUGAUGAGGAGUUCCUCUUUAAGGCUGUGAUGGUAUUUGCCAUGCGAGCUCAUGUGGACGAUACAAUUCAGAUUUCAAAUGUUUUGAUCUGCAAUGUAACUCCAAGAGUGUCCUUCUGGUUUGUGGUUACAUCCCCUUCAAACGGCUCGGAACCUGUACAAAGCACAAAAGUCAAGAAUGCUAUCAGACUGGAAAGGAACCGGAUAAACAGCGCCUUUCUAUUAAAUGACAACACCCUGGAGUUCCUUGCUAUCCCCCCUACAUUCGCCCCUGUAUCUGAGCGAUCCAGCAAAUCAUGGAUGAUUGUAUUUGGGGUGAUUGUCGGCAUUCUUGGAGUUGCAAGCAUUUUUCUUGUAAUAUCAUCAAUCAAGAGUAAGAAGAGAAAGAGGGACCAUGCAGAAACGGAAGACCAUGGUGAAUGUGAAGACAGGAUACAAUCCGAAGAAACAAUUGAGAAUGGAAUCUGUUUUGACAAUGAAACAUUCUCUGAAAAGGACAAUGAGGCCGCUGAGAAUAUAACACGUUUUUGAAAAGACAUUUUUACUCCAUUGAAUGACUAGAGAGUAUCGCCCUACUGUCAUGGUCUUACCUCCUUGCUGUUCCCUUCGUUUGACAUGUGCUGGCGGCCAUCUUGGUUUCUGGGUUUUCUUGUAGCCUCCCACCCUGCGGCUCCUCCUUCCCACUGGGAGGAGCUGGA